Molecule: messenger RNA, 864 nt
Organism: Plasmopara halstedii
Lineage: Eukaryota; Oomycota; Peronosporomycetes; Peronosporales; Peronosporaceae
Product: heat shock transcription factor
Exons: 1
Coding region: 1-864 (287 amino acids)
Biological process (GO): regulation of DNA-templated transcription
Molecular function (GO): DNA-binding transcription factor activity; sequence-specific DNA binding
Source: RefSeq, a predicted model, not a curated record
AUGAUGCAAGAAAUGCAAGUUCAACCCAUGCAACAUCUCAGUCACCCGAAGAGCAACAAUGUGAGCUCAAUUGUUGACACCGCCACCUUUAAGUCGAGCACGAUCCGCGCAAUGCGAGUGCCUAAGUUCUUGCGGAAUUUGUACGAUAUCCUGCAGUACGAGGAUCAGUCAAUCAUAUCGUGGUCGAGCGACGGCACUUAUUUCCAGAUUUUCGACACGAUGCGGCUCGAGACUAUGGUAUUGCCUAAUUACUUCAAGCACGGCAAGUUUGCCAGCCUUCAGCGCCAGCUCAACAACUUUGGCUUCCGCAAAUGGACUAAGACACAGGCAAGUGUCUGCACUUUUAGUCAUCACUACCUCGUACGCUGUCAUCCUCAGCAGCUGACCGACUUUAUCAGUCGACGCCCUCUUACCAAUUGCAUGCGUUCAGGUGCUGACGCAUCCUCAAAUUCCAGGCGUAAGCGAGCUCUCGCAGAAUUGCUGCCGUCCGCAGAUGCUGAAAAUUGUAACAGCAGUGCAUAUAGAAAUGUUUUGACCAUGGAAACAGACUAUGACCCACAGUGGCUGACAAAUCCGAUGAAGAAUGGCGAGGAAUAUAAUCUUACUGGCGCGUCUUCGGAGCAAGCACUAAAUAUUUUGGUAGAGGAGCUUCACGACAUCAUUCUACCUUCCACUGAUACAUUUAAGCAACAAGAUAGCAGUCGGUCUAUGGAUGAGAUUAAAUUACGCACGCUCAAUGAGUGCGUCAAUCUCGAUAUGGCUGUUUCACUUUCAAAUUUUGAGGCUGGCGAGCAUUUUCAAUCAAUUCCGUUCUCAUGCGACUCAUUAUUUGAACCACUUGUCCUCACGCACUCUGAUGAGUAA